AUGCUAUCUCACGCCGACCUCCUGGACGCCCGGCUCGGGAUGAAAGACGCCGCCGAGCUGCUGGGCCACCGGGAGGCGGUGAAGUGCCGCUUGGGCGUCGGAGGCUCGGAGCCCGGAGGCCACCCGGGUGACAUGGCUCCCAACUCGGACUCGGUGGAAGGGGCCACGCUGCUGCCCGGCGAGGACAUCGCCACGGUGGGCUCCACGCCGAGCGCGCUCUCCGUCAACGCCAAGGACCCGGACAAGCAGCAGGGCCAGCCGGGAGGGCAGAACCCCAGCCAGGCCGGGCAGCAACAGGGCCAGCAGAAGCAGAAGCGCCACCGAACGCGCUUCACCCCGGCGCAGCUCAACGAGCUGGAGAGGAGUUUCGCCAAGACCCACUACCCGGACAUCUUCAUGCGGGAGGAGCUGGCCCUGCGCAUCGGCCUCACCGAGUCCCGCGUCCAGGUGUGGUUCCAGAACCGGCGGGCCAAGUGGAAGAAACGCAAGAAGACGACCAACGUGUUCCGCGCCCCCGGCACACUUUUGCCCACGCCGGGCCUACCCCAGUUCCCUUCCGCAGCCGCGGCCGCCGCAGCAGCCAUGGGCGACAGCCUCUGCUCCUUCCACGCCAACGACACGCGCUGGGCUGCGGCCGCCAUGCCGGGCGUGUCGCAGCUGCCUCUGCCGCCGGCGCUGGGCAGGCAGCAGGCCAUGGCGCAGUCGCUAUCGCAGUGCAGCCUGGCGGCAGGGCCUCCGCCCAACUCCAUGGGCUUGUCCAACAGUCUGGCGGGCUCCAACGGCGCCGGCCUGCAGUCGCACCUCUACCAGCCCGCUUUCCCCGGGAUGGUACCCGCCUCCUUGCCCGGCCCCAGCAACGUGACGGGCUCGCCGCAGCUCUGCAGCUCCCCGGACAGCAGCGACGUGUGGCGGGGAACCAGCAUCGCCUCCCUCCGCCGAAAGGCGCUAGAGCACACAGUCUCCAUGAGCUUCACCUAAUGGCGUCUCCCUCCCACCUUCCCAGUAGCCAGCAGCCUUCCCCAGCCGUGCCUCCCGCUUUCCCGCCCUUUUCACCUCAGUCCUGCCCCCUCUCCCCACCCGCGCGGAUCGUGCUGUUCCCGCCAUUUUUUUACUUAAAAGAGGAGGGAAAACAAAACACUUACCAGGGAGUCGACUCAGGAUCAGAAAUCAGAGGACUGGUUUGUGGGCAGAGAAAAACAACCAAGGAAGCGCACGCACACAUAACCACACUCUCACACACAAGGACCCCCACCCCAAGCCUACUGUGCUUCAAGGGCGGAUACACAAUCAACGUGUGUCUUAAUUAAGAUUUAAGAAAUACCUUACUUGACAGAGGACUCAUUGGAUUUCAUUUAAUUUAUGUCCGAAGUUCCACGCCUACUCCACACCACACUCAAAUUCAGAUCCAGGCGUCUGUUGAGCUUUUAUUUUUUAGAUAAAGCACACCCAAGAACCCUCCAUAUAUAGAAAGAUAGUCUAUAUAUAAUGUGUGUGUGUGUGUGUAUACAAAUAAAGAUCCACGUUUGUUGCAGGGGUUUUGACAGUAGGUUUUCUUAAGGGCAAAUCUGGCCUGUGGGUGGUUCUGAGACGAGAAGAGUAGUCAUGAAGUGAGGCGUGAAAGGGAAAUCGAACCAAUUUUGAUAAAAGCAUUUUUAAGAGGUGGGGGGAGACGGAAUUAAAACGAUUUUUAAAGCACCCACCCCCGCCCCAAACACUUCCUGAUUUAUAUUAUUUUUUGUGGGCGUUCUGAUUUCUGUUGUCCCUACAGUUUCUCCUGCUGCCCUCCCUCUCCUAGCAGCAGGCUGAUAGAUAGAUGCCUGGCGCACGUGGACUUGAGACAUCUCCAACCUGGCAAAGACUUUGUACAGAUAAAACAAUCAGCUAUUUUUUUUCUCCCUUUCUGCAUGUGCUGGUCCAAUCCCAGAGAACAGAAACUAUUUCGAAGAAUGAACAAACAAUGUGAAAUAGGAUGUUUUGUGUAGAUAAAGCAUUCUUGUUACAU
Molecule: messenger RNA, 2002 nt
Organism: Rhineura floridana
Lineage: Eukaryota; Metazoa; Chordata; Lepidosauria; Squamata; Rhineuridae
Gene: OTP
Product: orthopedia homeobox
Exons: 3
Coding region: 1-978 (325 amino acids)
Biological process (GO): neuron differentiation; regulation of DNA-templated transcription
Molecular function (GO): DNA binding; DNA-binding transcription factor activity, RNA polymerase II-specific
Source: RefSeq, a predicted model, not a curated record